AUGGAAAACGACAGUAUGGCUACGAAUGAAGAAUAUUGUCAUUCUUCUCGUAAGUCAAGCGUUAAACGAUUAUCUGAUAAUAUCAGUCGAAAACAACUGCUAUUUAAUUUACCUGUUAUGAAUAUUCCUGAAAUGUCCGAACAAGCGUUAAAACGGUGGUGUGAAGCUCGCGAUACAUAUCUUGAUCAACGAUAUCCAUCUGUGGAAAAACAAAAAUAUAAAAGUUUAAACAAUGAAGAAACUCCAUCGAUUUCAAUACUUGACGCUAAACAUGGCAAUGAACAAGAUGUUCCACGUGACUCUUUUGACAAACAAAAUAUACAAACGAUUGCUGAUGAUUUUAAAGAUCAAUGUACCGAAACAGAUGCAAAUAAAACUACAUUAUUCAAUAGAAACAUCGAGCAGAUUGAUCAAAGCAGUCAAGUUGAUUUGUUAUUUUCUCAAGUUGAAAUAGAUGAUGAUAAUAAUAAUCAUAAUAAUAGUAAUGAUACAAAUCUAGUCGAAGACAGAAAAGAAAAAAAUGAUAAAGCUAUUGAAACAGAUUAUUCAACCGUAACUAUUAAAAAUGAGAAUGGACUUAUACAUGAAAACGUUAGAGGCAAUUCGUCAGACUUAUCCAUUGAUCAAAGCGAUGAUAAUGAUAGUAAAACCAUCAUGCCGUCACGUAAAUCGAAUAUAUCUGCUUACGAACAAUUUCUCAUGUAUUCCUAUUAUAUAUUUUUUAUUGUUUUAUGUUUAAUUAGAAUAGAAUUUGAUUAUUGUAGACUUCGGCAUCGUUUCAAACGAUUAUCACAAGAACGUCGUUUACUGAGUUGUCUCUUAGUGCUAUAUAUUAUUAUUAUGUGUGGACUAUUUGUAGUUAUAUUUCUUUUACUACUAACAUUCAACGGGCACUCACAGAUUUUCUACGAACAAGUAACAUCGAAUGACACCAGCAUGAUUCACGGAGUUGCUCAAUAUGGUGAAUCGUGCAGUAACGAUAAUGAUUGUCGGCAACCAUUUACCUGCUAUAAGAAAGGAUCGACAUGGGGUAUCUGUCGAUGUCCAUGGAAGCACGAUUUAGUUAAUAAUGAAUGUGUUGGUGAUCUCAAUGCAUUAUGUAGUCGAGAUGCUGAUUGCCAACGAUACAUGCUCUGCUCAGGCACGGACGAUGGUACAAGACGUUGCCAUUGCCAAACAUUAUAUAGCUAUGAUCUAGAGCAAAAGCGAUGUUACGGCGAUUAUCGUGCUCCAUGUCAAAGUAAUAAUGAUUGUCGAACUAAUCUUAUAUGUAAUACAACGACUAUACCGUCCAUGUGUUUAUGUCAAUUAAAUUAUCGAUACUAUCCAUUAGUACGUAAAUGUCGUGGUGAUCCAGGUUCUACGUGUGAAGCAGCUACUACUGAAUGUGCUGAUAAUGCAGAAUGUCGUGAUGGUGCAUGUGAAUGUGCAUUUCAAUUUGUUCCGGAUGGAAAUAAACUAUGUGUUGAUCCAUGCCUUAAAAUAACACCGAAACUGGUAAAAAUUCGCUAUCCAGGACAUUGCCAUCGAUUUAUUGAUUGCCAACGAAGAUCAAAAAGUGAAUGUCCUGAAAUGACAAUAUUCAAUUUUCGUACUCAACUCUGUGAUUAUCCUAAAAAUGUGUUAGAUUGUCAAUAA
This is a messenger RNA of Rotaria socialis, 1638 nucleotides long. The record is from the annotation of a GenBank genome assembly. NCBI's taxonomy places the organism in Eukaryota, Metazoa, Rotifera, Eurotatoria, Philodinida, Philodinidae.